UAUACUAAAUCGAAUGAAAAAAAGUGUUAUUUUGAAUGAAAUUUACACGCCGGCAGCUUUAUUUCGCGAAUUUGAAUGAACUUUGUAUCAAAACGAAUAAAAAACUUACGAAAGUGACCAAGAAAUCCUAUAUUAUAAAGCGGAACUACAUGAUAAAGAGAAGACAUAGCAGACGACAGCUGUAAAAGGUCUCCGCCCACAGUUUGCUGGUCCACUGAAUACGAAACACAUGCACAAACUUCGCAGACGAGAAUUUCAAAUUCAAGAAUUAGAAACAGCGAACGAUUGAACAUUGGUGUUUUGGUUUGAUCGCCUCGCCUACAAAGACGAGAAAACAUUAAGAAAACUUCAUGAAAUGUCUCGUAGACCUCAUAAUUGUUGCCUGACAUCGUGUUUUAGAUGUUGCCAAACACCAGGAAGAAUAGGAGAUGAAGAACUACAAUCUAUAGCAUCCAGCCAACAUGGACAUCAUCUGCAUUUACCCACAAAAGACUAUGAUAGUCUCGACUAUGAUACAUGUUAUAGUCAAAUCCAUUCUGAUAUGUUGGAGGCUAAAACAUCAUGGGCUAGUCAACAUCUUGAAGUCUUCCGAUGGAUCAUGACGGCUGCCAUUGGCAUCUUGACAGGAUUGGUAGCUGUAUUUAUCAACUACUUUGUCGGAUUGCUGAGCAACUGGAAACUAGGAACAGUUGAUAAUUACUUGGGUGAUUGUUCCAAGUACAGCUGCCUCGGUGUCCCUCUCAUGAUCCUUCUAGCUUUCAACAUGACGUUUGUUCUCAUAGCGAGUCUGUUGGUGGCACUCGAGCCCAUCGCUGGUGGAUCUGGUAUCCCCGAGAUCAAGUGUUAUCUGAAUGGUGUCAAGGUGCCCCAUGUAGUCCGACUGAAGACACUGGUGUCCAAGGCUGUAGGGGUACUUUUCAGUGUGGCAGGAGGUAUAUUUGUUGGAAAAGAAGGGCCAAUGAUUCACAGUGGUGCGAUUGUUGGAGCAGGUAUCCCACAAUUCCAAAGCAUCACAUUCCGCAAGUUUAACUUCAACUUUCCAUAUUUUAGAACUGAUAGAGAUAAAAGAGACUUUGUUUCAGGCGGAGCAGCAGCAGGGGUAGCAGCUGCCUUUGGGUCACCUAUAGGGGGCGUUCUGUUCAGCUUGGAAGAAGGUUCAUCGUUUUGGAACCAAGCGUUGACGUGGAGAACAUUUUUCUGUGCCAUGUGUGCAACAUUUGCUCUCAAUUUCCUCAUGUCUGGCAUCAACCUCGGUGAGUGGGGCGGACUAAGCCAACCGGGACUUAUCGACUUUGGUUUAUUCAAGUGUGGUUCAGGGAAAUGCAAUUUGUGGACAGCAUUUGAUUUACUCAUCUUCAUCGCUAUGGGCUUUGUUGGCGGGCUGUUGGGGGCGCUCUUCAAUGCCAUCAACACCUUCAUCACGGUAUGUCGUCUGCAGAAUCCAAUUAUGAGACGUAAAGUUGCUAGGGUUUUGGAGGCAGUCCUUGUUGCCUUGGUUACAACUCUUGUCGCUUUUCUUGCUGCCAUGACGAUGGGACAGUGUAAACUCCUUCCAGCAUCGAAUUCUACAUCACCCGCUGAGAUUGGCUCCUCCGUGAGGACUUAUUUCUGCCCUGAAGGUUACUACAAUGACAUGGCUACCCUCUUCUUCAACCCACAGGAAGAAGCCAUCAAACAACUCUUCCACCAAGAGGGUACUUUCAGCCUUCAAUCCCUUGGGCUGUUCUUCAUGUAUUUCUUCUUCCUAUCCUGUUGGACGUACGGAUCAGCUGUACCCAGUGGUCUGUUUGUACCUUGCCUGCUGUGUGGAGCUGCCUAUGGGCGCUUUGUAGGAAAUGCAUUGAAAAGUUACUUAUCCUACACAAGGAUCUACUCGGGGACCUUUGCACUGGUCGGGUCUGCGGCUUUCCUGGGGGGCGUGGUCCGUAUGACGAUCAGCCUGACGGUCAUCAUGAUCGAGUCGACCAAUGAGAUCAGCUAUGGCCUACCAAUCAUGGUCACACUCAUGGUUGCCAAGUGGUCAGGUGACCUCUUUAACCAAGGGCUUUAUGACAUCCAUAUCAAGCUCAGAGGGGUGCCACUCCUAGAAUGGGAGACAAACAGAAAAAUAGAAAGACUUCGCGCCCAUGAUGUCAUGGAGCCUGACCUGGUCUACAUCUACCCCCACACCCGCGUCCACUCACUGAUCAACAUCCUACGAACUACCACCCACCAUGCCUUCCCUGUCGUCACGGAAACAGCACCCAGGCUAAAGGUCAAGAGGUCAGCUGAUGCAGUAACGAGCAGGAACAUGAUGUUCAAGAAUGCAACUCUGACGAGGGCGGGAGAAAGGAAGCUGAGGGGCCAGUCUGUCCUCAUGAGUGGCGUCCCUCAGACCAAUGAACUCUCUGUGACCUCUGGAAGACAACGGUUUCACUCAGAAUCAGGUGAUGCCACUCCUAGCUCUACCUCUGAUCAACCCACUGAGGACUCUAAUCCUGGAUCUGCCGCUGAGAAUGAUCAGGUUUUUCAGGAUGAAUAUCGACCUUUGACCUUCCAUGGCCUUCUACUCCGAGACCACUUGGUGACCCUCCUGCAGCAUGGGGCGUGCUAUCCUGAAAAUGUCUCUAGUUCGUGCCAGCCUCACGUAACCUAUGAAGAUAUGGUAGCCAGAUAUCCAAGAUAUUUAGACAUCUACGACAUUGAUGUCACUAACAUCAAUGCAAACAAGAUAGUGGAUGUCAGCAAGUACAUGACGACGUGCUCGUACACCGUUUACCCGGACACACCCGCCCCCAAGGUCUUCAAUCUCUUCCGCACCAUGGGACUGAGACACCUGCCCGUCGUCAACUGCUUUGGAGAGAUCUUGGGAAUCAUCACCAGGCACAAUCUUACAGAGGAAUUCUUGGAGGAAAAGGAAGAAGAACUUCAUCAUAGAUCAACGAGAAGUCCAGUACUUGAGUAAAGAUUGCGUCAACUCCACUUCAAUAUCUUGCUAAAUUUCCUAUAUCCUUUAUAAUAUUAUGUGCCAUAUAAUAGUUUACUUAAAAUAUAAAUGUAUAGUUGUGUGCUAUAUAUUAUUUUCCUACAACAACCUACAUGUAUUUAAAUGUGUUUAUUAGAUUUAACACACAUUUCAAUGGGAUAUCAGUGAACUUGUAUUUAUGACGGUUUCAUGAAACUAUGCCCUGAACUCAUUUUAGAGGAAGAAGUGAAAGAUGAAUAUGUAAUUAAAUAAUCCCUGCAUGAAAUGAUCCAUUACUAUACACAUAUUCAUUGAGUACAUGUUAAUGAAUAACAUUGAAAUUAUCAUAUGAAUUGAAUUAUAGAAGAAAUUAUACCAGCAAACGGUUCUGGUAACAGAAUGAUUUUAAAUUUGAGAAUGUUGAUUUACAUUAUGGUAUUUUACCGUUGUAUAAUUUUUGUCUUUUUUGAAGAAAAUACUUCUUUUAAAUGUUUUGAUAUAUAUAUUUCAAUAUGCUAAGAUCUGCCUAGUUAUUUUUUUGUUAAUGCGCUGUAUAUAACAGAUAUGUCAUCUAUGCAAAUGCUUUAUAUGUGAUUGCAAAUGAACUUUUAAAAUAUUUUUUUAUUGUCAAUAUAUCAGGACUACCGGUACUGGAUUACAGCAAUAUGAAUUAUUAUGCAAAUUGAAAGUACGAUUUAAACAUAUGUAGAUAGAAUUAUGCAGUAUCAUUCCAAAUUUGUAUGGGUUUCAUAUUUUGAACAAAAUGGAGAUCCAUGAUUUGAAAUAUUUUGAUCAAUAUUAGACAAAAUUUAAGAUUAGUCUAUAUGGUGAUUUUUUUAUUUCUUUAAAUUUUACUGUGAUGACCCUGAAAAGUUACUAACAAUCACUAGGUCAUGGCCUUAAAAAUAAUGAGUGGAACAGCACAAAUGUGUUGCGCAAAGAACUUCCAUGCAAAGUACAUGUAUAACAUCUUAUGACACCCAGUUUGCACUUAUAGCAGUUUGACAACUUUAUAGGUUGCCAGAAGCUUGCCCAACAUAGCAGCGCUCAGUAGACCCUAUAUAUGCAAUUUGCAAUUAAACAAUUUAUGAACAGGAGCAGUAUUAUGAAAACUAUGCCUUUGUAAAAAGAUUUUUAGGUAUUCUGAAACUGUGUAGAUGUAUGCAGAGGAUUAAAGUUCCAGACAUGUUAUCAAAGAGCAUUUUUUUAAUAUAAAUUUUUAAUACAAAAUAAUUUUCAGAAUACUGCUCUAGUUAAACAAGAUUCCUCUUUAUUGGGCUUCUGUCUUCAUGUAUAAUUUUUAAAACUGUUUAUUGUUAUUCCUCUACUUGAUCUCUUGGAAUAUAUCGAUUGAUUAUUAUAUUUUUUUUCAUGAUGCCAAAGAAGUUAUAUUUUUGCAAACGGUAAUACAUAAAUUACAAUUACAUCAGGUG
This is a messenger RNA of Strongylocentrotus purpuratus (purple sea urchin), 4377 nucleotides long. Its product is annotated as chloride transport protein 6. NCBI's taxonomy places the organism in Eukaryota, Metazoa, Echinodermata, Echinoidea, Camarodonta, Strongylocentrotidae. Gene Ontology annotation, biological process: chloride transport; transmembrane transport. The transcript has 22 exons. Gene Ontology annotation, molecular function: voltage-gated chloride channel activity. The record is from RefSeq and is a predicted model, not a curated record. The coding region runs from base 356 to 2944 and encodes 862 amino acids. Gene Ontology annotation, cellular component: intracellular membrane-bounded organelle; lysosomal membrane.